Molecule: messenger RNA, 603 nt
Organism: Gryllus bimaculatus (two-spotted cricket)
Lineage: Eukaryota; Metazoa; Arthropoda; Insecta; Orthoptera; Gryllidae
Source: the annotation of a GenBank genome assembly
AUGGGGUGCACUGGGGUGGUGGCGACUGGGGUGUGGACUGGGGUGGUGCGGGGACUGGGUGGUGGCGACUGGGUGGUGGCGACUGGGGUGGUGGCGACUGGGUGGUGGCGAACUGGGUGGUGCGGACUGGGCCUUGGCGGUGACAGCCUUGCGGUGACAAGCCUGGCGGUGACAGCCUGGCUGCUUUGGUCGGACAGCCUUGGCGUUGACAGCGGUGGCAGAGGACAGGAAAGGGUGGUGGUGGGGGUGGUGGUGGUGGUGGUGGCUGGAGGGGGAGCAGAAAGGUGUGGUGGUGGUGAGUUGCGCAGGCAGCGUCAUAAGAUGGGCGACGAAGCCGGUCCGGCAGGGGGGGAGGUGGUGGUUGAGGACGCGGCAGCGGCGAGUCAAGAGUGGUUACGCCCUGGUCAAGGAUGGGGUGGAGGAGGCGGUAGCCGGGGGCAGCACUGGCGGUGGCGACGGCGAUAUAUUUCUGAGCGUUCAGGAUCUUUCGGAGUCUGUUUCUCCAGAUUCUUUUAUUGGCUUUUGUUAAAAAAAACAUUCGCAGUAAUGGAACAAUGGGACACGUUUGCAAUUCGUCCUCAGUUGCUAAGUAAAAGCGUAUGA